This is a messenger RNA of Cucurbitaria berberidis CBS 394.84, 2757 nucleotides long. RefSeq lists its product as uncharacterized. The transcript has a single exon. NCBI's taxonomy places the organism in Eukaryota, Fungi, Ascomycota, Dothideomycetes, Pleosporales, Cucurbitariaceae. The record is from RefSeq and is a predicted model, not a curated record. Bases 163 to 2370 code for a protein of 735 amino acids.
ACCUCUUUUUUCAAUAUUGUGUGUUUUGUUUGGAGUUCAUAUUUAAGUAAUUCCUCUUCGUAACAUUCUGCUGCAAUAGCUCAUUCAUCUACUAAGUUCUCUACACGGUCUGCACACGCUUUUCAAGCCUAUUCAGAUUUCUCUCUUCUAUCCUUCUCCAAGAUGCCGAACCCCACAGGUCUACCCUACCUCCAGCCCUCCAGCACUUUUGGCGUCUACAGGGACCCUCAAACAGGACAAGUCGUGCAAGUUUCGGGCCAGCAACCGGAGUACCUUCAGCACCCUCCAUUCAUGGGCAUGCCACAGCCCAACUCGAACCCCUUCGCUCCUCAAAGCUACUUCGCGGCCCCGGGUCUGCAGUAUAGGAAUGGCCCAAGUCAGUAUCUACCGGCUCAGUAUCUGCAGAUGCAACAGAUGCAGAUGGAGAUACAACAACGAAGACCGGUUCAGCAACCGACACCUAUUCCCUCCAUACCCUUCAAUCCUGUACAAGUCGUUUUGCCAAACCAAGUUCAGAACUACCCGGUGCCGACUUUCGCUCCACCGCCCUCAAGCUCAUGGGCGUAUCCUCCACAACAGCCGCAACAACGGCAGGCACCUCAACAAGCAUGGAAUUUUGCUGAAAAUGAGGUCGUCGACGUUGAUAUGGAGGAUGCGCCUCAAGUAGUAGCCCCUGUUUUCCCUCCAGAACAGACUACUCUUGAGGUACCCAAAGAGGCUACUCCUGAGCCUCCGAAGCGAAAGGAGCCUUCAUUCUUGGCGGAGCGCGUCCGGUAUCUGAAGACCAAGACACACGAGCAGAAGCAUCCCGUUGAGAUCCGGCUCAUCCGCACCUUCGAGCUGAAUAUGGACACCAAACAGCAACGCAAGUACUGCCUGGCGUUCUGGCCCAGUAACGAAGCCGCGCUUGAAGACCUGCACGACAUGGCAAAGUUCUCUCCUAAUUUCACGGAGAUUUACAUGUAUCGCAUGCGCUGGGAGGCUUCCGCCACAGUAACAGAGGCGAAGAAGAUUGAGGAUGAGAAGACGAAGAUGGAGGCUGAGAAGGAGGAGUUGAGGGGGAGUUGCAGGGCAAAGUAUCAGGAGAUGCUGGAGGCGGAGAGAGAUGCGCAAGAGCGCACGUUCAUUGGCUCAACUCGGAGGCACAAGGGGGUGGAGGCGCGGAAGAGGCAGUUGAGGGAGUAUGAGGAGUCUAAGAAGGAGAAGCAGGCGAUGGUGGAAGUGCUAGCGAAGAAGAAGGAGGAACGCGAAGCGGAAGAGGCGAGGAAGAAGAUGGAGGCUGCGGAGGAGCGGGAGGAGAAGAAGCAGGAGCGUGAAGCAGAGGCGCUAAGAAAGAAAGAGGCCUCGGCCCUGAAGAAGGCAGAUGCUGCAACUAAGAGGAAAGCGGACGCUGAAGAGAAGAAGAGGAAGCGAGCUGACGACAAGCUCGAGAAGACAUCCGGCCGCCCUGCCAAAGCCCCAAAGACGGGGCAUACGCAGGCUCUCAGUACUCCUACCAUCGAGGAGGAGGAUGACCUUGAAGCCGUGCUGGCUCAGCAGAUGUUUGCAGAGCUCUCUGAUGAUACUCCUGCAGAUGCCUCCAGUCUUCUCCAAGAGCAAGAAGAGCAGCUACAUACUGCUGAUGCUGGCAUGAACUCCAGCCCAUCUCAAGGGGUAGAGGAGGAGGAUGACCUCGCAGCCAUGCUAGCCGAGGAGAUGCUUGCAGAGCUCUCUGCCGAUACUCCUGCAAGUGCCGCCAGCCCUCCUCAAGAGGAACAGGAACAGCUACACGCCCCCAGCCCACCUAAGGAGGGAGCGGAACAGCAUACCGAUGGUGUCGCGAAGCCAUCCGAGCUGCCUCAAAUGAAGCCGACGCAAUGCCCUACUCCUCGCACCACCCCAGCAAUGGGCCAGGAGGUAGAAGCACAGCAGCAGGCGGUAGACGCAGAGCAGAACGAGGACGACUUCGAUGCUUUGUUCGACGACGAUGGUGCAGAGGACGAUGUACAGAGUCCUACUCCAGCUGCGGAAGAUACCACUGAAGAGUCAACCGAUCCUCCUCAAGACAUGGCAGCCCCCGAAACACCCAGCGCUUCUCAAGAGCAAGCGCCUGCGUCCGAUUCUGACUCUGACUCCGACUCGGAAGAUGAGGAAGAAGAAGAGGAGCUAGCUUACUCCCCAGAAGAUCUCCUCCUCGUCGAGCAAAUCCGCACAAAAAUCGCUGCCGCCGACACGACACUUGCCACUACACACGAACAACUCUCCAGGAUCACAGCAAAGAUCUUCGUGACCCGCGCUCGCAAGACCAUCGACAAGCUCGAAGAAGAGAAACGCGCUCUGCAGGCUCAGCUAGGGGAAAUCCGGUCGAGAACUCUGGUACAGUCGUCGUAGAGAAGACGAGGGUUGGAGGGAGGUAAUGGAGUUCUCAACGGCAUCAAUACAACUUUAAUAACCCUGUCUAGUACCUACAUCAUAUAUAUUAGGCGGCGAGACAAGGGGCGUAUAUACCACAAUAAUAGAAGUCUUGAGAAAUCUUUUGAUGAAACCAGAUGCGAUGUGAUGAAUCGUUACAUUAUAGGGAAGUAAUAAAAGGUGGGUAUCGUCAUCUGUAGAAUAGAAGGAAAUCUGUGUACCAUGCAAACCACCACGCUAUGCAAGAUGCAAGAGAGAAUACGCUCUGACAGGAAAUAAGAUGCACAGGAAUAAAAGUGACCAAGGAAACCCAGCUUCCAAACUUUAUCAUCCCUUGCUCACCACGCUACGGCCCCUUAAACCUCA